AUGUCACAACCACAGUCUGAAUGGAACGUCCAUUUCCAGAGAUACCUUAUCACUCUAUGGGACCCACAGUACGAGCGCAAUUACUGGAAGCAUUAUGUUGAAGGCCAAGGUUGGGUAUUCUUCGACUGGGUCCCUUUACACACACGCAGCGACUCUCUGCAAACAGUGACACCAUCCGCAGGCGGUCCCGCAGGUUACGGGCGAGGCGAAACGAUUCAGGGUAGCUAUCAUCCGGGGAAUCCACAACUUAGUAGCCACUAUGAGUCGCUUGAUCCUUCUUUCUACGUCAGACCCGGUGCCUUUUUCGAGGAAGGAAAGGUCUUUGCCGUUCUGUUCACUGAGUCGGCGGGUGCUAACGCCCUGAACCCUAUGGCCGACUACAACACCAAUCUCUCUAAAGUAAAAUACAAUGAAUACGUACACACCCAGGUACGAAGAUUUAUCGUCACCAGACGUAGACGUGAGUUCUGCUUCGCCGUCCCGAUAUUCUCUUAUGGCAACAGGGGCACCACCAAACGUGGGGUGGUUGCCAGUGAGCAUGCCAUUGCUUAUUCUUUUGGAACGGAGCCGCAACUGGUAUAUGGUGAAGUGCCGCUCAUAAAGGCUCCAAUUCCUAUCGUCAUGGACGCAGACGCCGAUACGCUAGUUCCAGCAUCCAGGAUAUACUUCGCCAUCCACCACCCAAUCCAAUAUAACGUCAAGGUAAAAAGCCUCGGCCAUGUGCACCCUGAUUACCUGCCUACCUUCCUUGGAUACUGGAACCAGGAAAACUCCGAUUCAAGGCAAGACUUGGAUGUGACCAACAAUACGGACGAUGUCUGA
Alternaria atra is the source of this 822-nucleotide messenger RNA. RefSeq lists its product as uncharacterized. Bases 1 to 822 code for a protein of 273 amino acids. The record is from RefSeq and is a predicted model, not a curated record. The transcript is spliced from 5 exons. Lineage: Eukaryota; Fungi; Ascomycota; Dothideomycetes; Pleosporales; Pleosporaceae.